GCGCGGCGGAAGCGGCGGCGGCGGCGGCGGCGGCGGGGUGGGUCGGCAUGGAGCCCGGGGAGGGCCCGGGGGCGCUGGACCUGCACGGCGACGAGGAGAUCAUCGAGGUGGUGGAGCUGGGCCCGCCGGGGCCGGAUGACCUGGCCGAGGAGAUGGAGGACGUGGACUUUGAGGACGAGGGGGCAGAAGAGCCCGAUGCCGAGGCUUGGGAGUCGGAGGAUGACGAGGGGGUGGAGGACGGCAUGGAGGCACAGGACGACAGUGAGGUCACGUUCUCGCUCCAUUCGGCCUCUGUCUUCUGUGUGAGCCUUGACCCCAAGACCAACACACUGGCAGUGACAGGCGGCGAGGAUGACAAAGCCUUCGUGUGGCGUGUGAGUGAUGGGGAGCUCCUGUUUGAGUGCUCAGGACACAAGGACUCGGUCACCUGUGCUGGCUUCAGUCACGACUCUGUGUUCGUGGCCACAGGUGACAUGUCAGGGCUUAUCAAAGUGUGGCGGGUGGAUGCCAAGGAAGAAGUGUGGUCCUUCGAGGUGGGGGACUUGGAGUGGAUGGAGUGGCACCCUCAAGCCCAUGUACUUCUGGCUGGUACAGCUGAUGGCAACACCUGGAUGUGGAAGAUCCCCAGUGGGGAUUGCAAAACCUUUCAGGGUCCAGCAUGCCCAGCCACAUGUGGCAGGAUCCUGCCUGAUGGGAAGCGAGCAGUGGUGGGGUAUGAGGAUGGGACCUUGCGCAUCUGGGACCUAAAGCAGGGAACCUCGCUGCAUGUCCUGAAAGGCCAGGAUGGCCAUCAAGACCCCUUGACGUGUGUGGCCAGCAACCAGGAUGGCAGUUUGAUCAUGACGGGCUCUGUGGACUGUCACGCCAAGCUGGUCAACUCCGCCACGGGCAAGGUGGUGUGCGUGUUCAAGAUGGAGAGCGUGACCCCCAAGGCACCCAUCAGUGAGGGCGAGGAGGCAGAGUCCAACUCAGUGGAGUCGCUGGGCUUCUGUAAUGUGAUGCCACUGGCUGCUGUGGGCUACCUUGACGGCACACUGGCUAUUUACGACCUCUCCACACAGAGCCUAAGGCAUAAGUGUCAACAUGAGUCGGGAAUUGUGCAGCUGCUGUGGGAGGAGAGCUCGGCCGUGGUGUACACCUGCAGCCUGGACGGGGCCGUGCGCCUCUGGGACGCCCGCUCGGGGAAGAUGAUCAGCGAGUACAGAGGGCACUCUGCUGAAAUCCUCGACUUCGCUGUCAACAAGGAUGCCUCCAUUGUGGUGACCACCUCUGGCGACCACCAAGCCAAAGUGUUCUGCGUCCAGCGCCCGGAUCGCUAGAACUGUGUCAAGGGAUGGUGUCCUGGCGCUGCCCUGCGCCUUGAGGGAUGAGGGACAUGGUUUCACCGCCCUUCUCCACUGCGUGCUUUGUAAUUUUUCCAGCCUGUCCUGCUUUGCCCUCACCAUCUAGGGGCCAAGCCAGGGGUUUUGUAUGAAGAUGUCUUUAAUUAUAUAAAUUAUUUCACUUAA
This is a messenger RNA of Catharus ustulatus (Swainson's thrush), 1508 nucleotides long. RefSeq names its product angio associated migratory cell protein (gene AAMP). The record is from RefSeq and is a predicted model, not a curated record. Gene Ontology annotation, cellular component: cytosol. Lineage: Eukaryota; Metazoa; Chordata; Aves; Passeriformes; Turdidae. Gene Ontology annotation, molecular function: protein binding. The transcript has 11 exons. The coding region runs from base 48 to 1319 and encodes 423 amino acids.